AUGGCUGAGCAAGGCGCCGCAGAUCCUGUUAACAACAACAAUAAUAAUAAACCCGAAGCCUCGGAGGGGACGAUAAUUAAGGUCACGGUGAAAACACCCAAGGACAAGGAAGAGAUCGCGAUCGCAGAGGACGCCUCUGUCACUCAGUUUAAAGAGGAGAUCUCGAAGCGGUUCAAAGCCAAGCAGGACCAGUUGGUUUUGAUUUUUGCCGGCAAGAUCUUGAAGGACGGUGACAGUCUCAGCCAGCAUGGCAUCAAAGACGGCCUGACAGUUCACCUUGUCAUCAAAACAGCACACAAGGCAACAGAUGGCGGUAGCACCUCAGCCUCUAGUUCAGCCUCCACUCAGGUAGGUAGCAGCUCGACCUCUAGUCCAGCCGCCAACCCCGCCUCCACAACAGGCCCCGCCGGGUCCGGCCCCGCCCCCACACAGACGCCCAACCUAAUGAGCGGCUUCGGGGACCUGGCCAACCUCGCCGGUCUGGGCAUGGGCUCGGCGAACUUCAUGGAGCUGCAGCAGCAGAUGCAGAGGCAGCUCAUGUCCAACCCGGAGAUGCUCUCCCAGAUCAUGGAGAACCCGCUGGUGCAGAACAUGAUGUCCAACCCCGACCUGAUGCGGCAGAUGAUCGUAGCCAACCCACAGAUGCAGCAGCUGAUGGAGCGCAACCCCGAGAUCUCCCACAUGCUCAAUAACCCUGAGCUCAUGCGACAGACCAUGGAGCUCGCCAGGAACCCAGCCAUGAUGCAGGAAAUGAUGCGAAACCAGGACCGCGCUCUGAGCAACCUGGAGAGCAUUCCCGGAGGUUACAAUGCCUUGAGGAGGAUGUACACAGACAUCCAGGAGCCCAUGUUCAGCGCAGCAAGAGAGCAGUUUGGAAACAACCCCUUCUCAGCCCUCGGUGGAGCCUCCGACUCUGGUGUCCAGCCGUCGCGAACGGAGAACCGAGAGCCGCUGCCCAAUCCGUGGGGGCCUCCGAAUUCUUCGAACCCCUCCGAGAGCGGAGGGGCGACCACGGGGAGCACUAGUACUUCGGGGACCACCAACCCGAGCGUGUCCAACCCUCUCGGCAUCAAUCCUGGGAGUCUGGGAAACGGCAUGUUCAACAGCCCGGGAAUGCAGAGUCUACUCCAGCAGAUCUCAGAAAACCCGCAGCUGAUGCAGAACAUGCUGUCUGCUCCGUACAUGCGCAGCAUGAUGCAGUCACUGGCUCAGAAUCCAGAGUUAGCCUCACAGGUAAUGGUGAAUAAUCCAUUAUUUGCUGGAAACCCACAGCUGCAGGAACAGUUCAGAGCUCAGCUGCCCGUUUUUCUGCAGCAGAUGCAGAACCCAGAGGCCCUGUCGGUUAUGACCAAUCCCCGGGCCAUGCAAGCUCUAAUGCAAAUCCAGCAGGGCCUUCAGACGCUGCAGACAGAAGCCCCAGGCCUUAUGCCCAGUUUGAUGACAGGAGGAAUUCCAGGCGUGCCCACAGGAGGCGCCGCUCCCGCAGAGAACCCGGCCUCCUCACCCAGCAGUGCUACAACAAGCCCUGCUCAGCAGCAGCUGAUGCAACAGAUGCUCCAGAUGUUUGCUGGAGGCGGCGGCGGCGGCAGCGGCGGAGCAGGAAGCGCGACGACCCAGACCCCAGAGGUGCGGUUCCAGACCCAGCUAGAACAGCUGAGCGCCAUGGGCUUCAUCAACCGCGAGGCCAACCUGCAGGCCCUCAUUGCUACCGGAGGAGACAUCAACGCCGCUAUUGAGAGACUGCUGGGCUCACAGCCCUCGUAA
Fundulus heteroclitus (mummichog) is the source of this 1764-nucleotide messenger RNA. RefSeq names its product ubiquilin 4 (gene ubqln4). Gene Ontology annotation, biological process: ubiquitin-dependent protein catabolic process. The transcript has 11 exons. NCBI's taxonomy places the organism in Eukaryota, Metazoa, Chordata, Actinopteri, Cyprinodontiformes, Fundulidae. Gene Ontology annotation, molecular function: polyubiquitin modification-dependent protein binding. Bases 1 to 1764 code for a protein of 587 amino acids. Gene Ontology annotation, cellular component: cytosol. The record is from RefSeq and is a predicted model, not a curated record.